This is a messenger RNA of Fusarium pseudograminearum CS3096, 402 nucleotides long. RefSeq lists its product as uncharacterized. Lineage: Eukaryota; Fungi; Ascomycota; Sordariomycetes; Hypocreales; Nectriaceae. Bases 1 to 402 code for a protein of 133 amino acids. The transcript has 3 exons. The record is from RefSeq and is a predicted model, not a curated record.
AUGUCGGGUUCUAAAGCUACCGGUGCCCUCGUGACCCUCACACCUCCCAAGGAUGAUGGCAGCGCAUGGCAGCUCAAACAAGUCGAUAUGGAUAAUUCUUUGUCCUCUGAAGACCAAGCUAACCGCCGUGCAAUUGACUGGUGUUUUGGUCCGCUUUGGCUCACCGGAUAUGUUGAUGAGAACACCCUUGAUGUCGGUAUCAGUCCCGUGAUUACUGGUAUCAACGCUGGCAACAUCACUGGAAAUCUGAAGGACGGUGUUGCCGUCAAUGUCGAUUUGACUACCACCAAGGGCGAGACUAGACUGUACCUGAAGAACGGAAAUGAAGUUUGGGUUGGCCUUAAUCUCAAGAUUAUCUUCAAUGGACAUUAUGAGAGGGACUAUAAGAUUAUUCAAUUAUAG